Messenger RNA from Eurypyga helias (sunbittern), 1338 nucleotides. It is a transcript of the gene TPH1, whose product is annotated as tryptophan hydroxylase 1. NCBI's taxonomy places the organism in Eukaryota, Metazoa, Chordata, Aves, Eurypygiformes, Eurypygidae. Gene Ontology annotation, cellular component: neuron projection. The coding region runs from base 1 to 1338 and encodes 445 amino acids. The record is from RefSeq and is a predicted model, not a curated record. The transcript has 10 exons. Gene Ontology annotation, molecular function: iron ion binding; tryptophan 5-monooxygenase activity. Gene Ontology annotation, biological process: aromatic amino acid metabolic process; serotonin biosynthetic process.
AUGAUUGAAGAUAAUAAAGAGAAUGAAGACCAUGCAUCUGAAAGAGGAAGAACAGCCAUCAUUUUUUCCUUGAAGAAUGAAGUUGGAGGACUUGUGAAAGCAUUAAAACUCUUUCAGGAGAAGCAUGUAAAUCUGGUACACAUUGAGUCACGGAAGUCCAAGAGACGAAAUUCGGAGUUUGAGAUCUUUGUGGACUGUGACAGUAACAGGGAACAACUGAGUGAGAUCUUCCAGCUUUUGAAAUCCCAUGUCAGCGUUGUCUCUAUGAACCCGACAGAACAUUUCAAUGUCCAGGAAGAUGGUAAGUACAAAAAUGUUCCCUGGUUUCCGAAGAAGAUCUCUGAUUUGGAUAAGUGUGCAAACCGAGUGCUGAUGUACGGGUCCGAUUUGGAUGCUGACCAUCCAGGUUUCAAAGACAAUGUCUAUCGCAAGAGGCGAAAGUAUUUUGCAGACCUGGCUAUGAACUACAAACAUGGUGACCCAAUUCCCAGGAUUGAAUUCACUGAGGAGGAGAUCAAGACUUGGGGGACUGUGUACCGAGAGCUUAACAAGCUUUACCCAACUCACGCCUGCAGAGAGUACCUUAAAAACUUACCCUUGCUCACCAAAUACUGUGGAUACAGGGAAGACAAUAUUCCCCAGCUGGAAGAUGUAUCCCGCUUCCUGAAAGAGCGCACAGGUUUUACCAUUCGCCCUGUUGCUGGAUAUCUGUCGCCCAGAGACUUCUUGGCAGGAUUAGCAUUCAGAGUUUUUCACUGCACUCAAUAUGUUAGACACAGCUCGGACCCUCUCUAUACACCAGAGCCCGAUACCUGCCAUGAGCUCCUCGGCCAUGUCCCUCUUUUGGCUGAACCCAGCUUUGCUCAGUUCUCCCAGGAAAUUGGUCUUGCAUCACUUGGGGCAUCAGAUGAGGCUGUCCAAAAACUGGCAACAUGCUAUUUCUUCACUGUAGAAUUUGGCUUGUGCAAGCAAGAGGGACAGCUGCGAGUUUAUGGGGCUGGCUUGCUCUCUUCAAUUAGUGAGCUCAAGCACUCGCUGUCUGGCAGUGCCAACGUCAAGCCUUUUGAUCCAAAGGUCACCUGCAAGCAAGAAUGCCUCAUUACAACUUUCCAGGAGGUUUACUUUGUUUCUGAAAGUUUUGAAGAAGCAAAGGAAAAGAUGAGAGAGUUUGCAAAAACCAUCAAGCGCCCAUUUGGAGUGAAGUACAAUCCAUAUACUCAAAGCGUGCAGAUCCUGAAAGACACCAAGAGCAUUGCCAUUGUGGUGAAUGAGCUACGUCAUGAGCUGGACAUUGUCAGCGAUGCCCUCAGCAAGAUGGGCAAGCAGCUGGAAGUUUAA